Messenger RNA from Dibothriocephalus latus, 621 nucleotides. The record is from the annotation of a GenBank genome assembly. Lineage: Eukaryota; Metazoa; Platyhelminthes; Cestoda; Diphyllobothriidea; Diphyllobothriidae.
AUGUCCGAGCGGCUUUUACAGGGUUCUAAAAUCGGGAUUGAGGAAUGUUACGAGGACAUUUGCGUUUCUGAGGAUGUAAAAGUUGUGCCUUCCUUUAAAAAAAUGGGUCUCAAGAUGGAGCUACUUCGGGGAAUUUAUGAAUAUGGCUUCGAGAAACCAUCUCUGGUACAACAACGGGCCAUCUGUCAAAUUCUUCUCGGCCGCGAUGUUGUGGUGCAGGCGCAGAGUGGCACGGGCAAAACUGCUACAUUCUGUAUUGGUAGCCUCCAGCGCAUGGAUGAGAGCAGGAAGGAGACGCAAGCCCUCUUUUUGGCUCCUACUCGUGAACUGGCCUCACAGAUUCAUCAGGUGGCUUCCGCGUUGGCAGACUACCUGUCUGUAAAGUGUGUUCUCUGCUGCGGUGGACGAAGCAAUGCGGGUGAAAUGGGAAAAACUGUGGAAAAGGGUUCCCAAAUCGUCGUAGGUACACCAGGUCGCAUUUUAGUUUCUUUCAAGAAGUCUACUAAGAUCCUGCAACUAGCUGGUAGUUCGACCACCGCAGGCGACGAUCCCCACCGGUGUCUUAUUAUGUGGAUGCAAUUUUUAGUCGCCCAUUUCUUUUCUUUGGAUGAAGUCUUGUGA